Mobula hypostoma (lesser devil ray) is the source of this 2270-nucleotide messenger RNA. RefSeq names its product thymosin beta-11-like. Gene Ontology annotation, molecular function: actin monomer binding. Gene Ontology annotation, biological process: regulation of cell migration; actin filament organization. Gene Ontology annotation, cellular component: cytoplasm. Bases 61 to 303 code for a protein of 80 amino acids. The transcript has 3 exons. The record is from RefSeq and is a predicted model, not a curated record. Lineage: Eukaryota; Metazoa; Chordata; Chondrichthyes; Myliobatiformes; Myliobatidae.
CAAUGCCAUUUGCUGCACGGUUGAUUUCCGGAAAGGCGGUCCCAAUUGUGUCAGAUAUUUAUGCUAAUCAAGCCGAGCUCUGCGCUUUUUAAUCCACGCCCCGGCGGUGCAGAUAGAGGGUGGUAUCUGAGUCUGGUGGAGCAGGACAAAGAUAAAGUAGACGCCAUGUCAGACAAACCAAAUCUAUGUGAAAUCAUACAAUUUGAUAAGAAAAAACUGAAGAAGACAGAAACCAAAGAAAAAAACCCUUUGCCAACAAAAGAGACAAUUGAAGAGGAAAAAAGGCAAGAAUCAUCUUCAUGAAUGUGGAAUGGAGGAGAUGCAACUUUUAAUUAUUUUUUUAUGUUGACUGGUUUUAGUUUCAAAACCCUUACACCAACUAACUCUCAAUGGGACUCUUGUUGCAGCAUCCACUCCAAAUCUCAAGAUGGAGGCUACUUCCUAUAAUGCACCAAGGGACCAAAUUAUCGAUAUAAUGGUGAUUGGAUUGUAUGGUUUUGGAAACAAUGUAUAGUGCACUAAAAAUGUGAAGUAGUUUAUUUAAUUCAUGUUUUAAAUUCACAUGUUCAUUGAUUCUUCUAUGCUUAAUGUGUUACAAAGUAAAUAAAGACCAACAAAUAAGUAAAUGUGUGAAAUAGUGUAGACUUGUUGUUUCUUAUCCUCUCUCAAGCUUUCUUCCUCUCCUUCCCCCUCCCCACUAUCACCAUCAAGAGUUUCAAAAUCCUGGAAAAAUCAAUUUGCUUUCUUUUUGAUUAUAUUUUCUAUCUGCUCUUACUGCAUCUGCAAAAUGUUCACACAUUCUUGAAACUAUAAUUGAAUGAACAAUGUAGAUGUUAACCUGCAACCAUUUUGGAACAUCAAACAUUACAAUUGUAUGUUAAUGAUAUGGUGGAAACAGUUCAAUUAUAAAAGAAUUUUCUUAAUGUAUUUGCAAAUAAGUUCAAUUGUUCCACACACCUAGAAUAAAAAUAAUGCAUAGUUAAUCAUCAGCAAUUGUAAGCAUCUUUAAGAAUGGAAAAGUCUUUCCAAUAUCUUGGAGAAUAUAGGUUGUCAGUGUAUACGUAUCCAUAAACUAUGAAAUAUGUGUACAUUUAGAGGAUCCUAUUGUCCAGUAUAAAUCAUAAAUCACUAAUUUAAUAGAUGAUGUCCUAUGUAUCUGCAGUGAAUUAUCCAAAUAAAAUUUGAAUGUUUCAGCCAACUAAAGACAUAUCAACAGUAAAUGUAUUAUAAGAUAUUUUUAUUUAUAGAAUAUUUUAAAUCUAAUUUAACAGGAUAAAAUGUUUUGGGGGAAAAUAGAAUGCUUUCUAUCAAAGUAUACUUCUUUCCAAUUAACCAUUUUGUAAGUUUUAAGGAUUACAAUAAAUGGAAGUUGCAUCAAUUGGAAGUCUUCAUUUUCAUAUUUUCCUAGAUAAAUUUUGUUAAUAAUUUGAUUAUUAUGUACAAGUUGAUAAAGAAUUUGUUACCAACCAUCAGCUAGUAAAUUAUUGACUCUUUCCCAUCCUCCUUUCUACAUGAUAAAUUUCAAAUCACAUAGCAAAGACUUAAGUUUAAUGAGUACAAGUUUGCACCCAGCUUUUUAUUGAAAUGUAAUUACAUAAUGCACUUGGUAAUGUGGUUAUCCUUUCUUGUAUAUCUACAAUAGCAAUUGCAGGGUUCUGAAUGCCUGUGAAUAAAUCAGCAUUGUAUGGUUCUGGUUGUUUUGAGUUGUCUGGGCUUUGCCAGAUUAGGGAACAGUUAGAAAUCUCCACGUGAAAAGGUGGCAAUGCAGAUGACAAUGAAAGUAAAUUUGAUAUGGUUGGAAUGUCUCAUGCUCUCUAUAAUCCCUCCUCACAGUUUACAAAUAUCAAGGCUUCUAUAUAAAUAUUAGUUGAAAGAUCCCUGCUGAUGCAAUCUGUGAAUUUUAAUGCUGACUGUCUCAUGACUUUAAGAAAGGAAUAUGAAAAUGUGUAGAAAAAGGGACAACCUUUCUUGAUAACAUUUGUGAAAAAUACAGCAUAUAGUGUAUUAGAAUUGUUUAGUUUUAAUGCAGCGUUCUUUUAAACACAAAUUUUAGAUGCAUUCUAUUUAAUUAUCGAUUUUACAUAUUUUAUCUUUCAAAUUUAUGAUGGAACAUGUUCCCCUUUAAACACUAAUCCUAUUACACAAAAAUUAUAAAGCUAUCACUGAAACCCACAAAAUUUGUUUUGCAUUUUAACAUAGCUCCGGUUUUGUUACAAAGAAUAUUUAUGUCAACUGAGACAAAUGGUAAUGUUUAUGCAUUGUCAUAUCAC